AUGACAAACUCUCCUUCUCUCCACGACUCUUACGCCGAAGACAAGAAGGUGGACGCCACUUAUGCCGAGUACACCGUGAAGGAUGUCUCGAGCAGCAACUCCAUCCGCGAGCUUGAGGGACAGGAGGUCGACGACAAGCGCCUUGUGCGCAAGCUCGACCUGCACCUCGUCCCUUGGCUUGCCCUUCUCUAUCUUCUCUCAUUCCUGGACCGUUCCAACAUCGGAAACGCCAACCUGUUCGGCCUUUCCCAGCACAUCCACCUUUCCUCUUCCGACUACGCCAUCUGUCUCUCCAUCUUCUUCGUGUUCUACGUCCUCUGCGAGGUCCCUUCGAACAUGGUCAUGAAGGCCUGGCGUCCUUCCAUGUGGCUUCCCAUCAUCAUGAUCGCCUGGGGUGGUGUCAUGACUGGUAUGGGCUUCGUCAAGAACUUUGAGGGUCUCCUUGUUGCCCGCAUCUUCCUCGGUGCCACCGAGGCUGGUCUUUUCCCCGGCGUCUCCUACUUCCUCUCGCAGUGGUACCGUCGCCACGAAAUCGCUCUCCGCAUUGCUCUCUUCUUCUCCGCCGCCACCGCCGCCGGUGCUUUCGGUGGUCUCCUCGCCCGCCUCAUCAACUUAAUGGACGGCGUUUCUGGAUUUGAAGGCUGGCGCUGGAUUUUCAUUCUCGAGGGUAUCGCUACCAUUAUUGUCGCUGCCGCUUCCUUCUGGACCAUGUACGACUACCCCGACACUGCCAAGUUCCUUACCGAGGCUGAGCGUCGCCACACCGUUGAGCGCCUUCACCUCGACAACGACGGUUGCUCGUAUGAUUUCAAGAUGAAGUUUGUCUGGGACGCCUUCCUUGACUGGAAGGUCUGGCUCAACGCUAUCAUGUUCCACGGCGCUCUCUGCCCUCUCUACACCUUCUCGCUCUUCUCGCCCACCCUCGUCGCCAACCUCGGCUACAGCGCUGCCCAGGCUCAGCUCAUGUCGGUCCCCCCCUACGUCGUUGCUGCUUUCUUCACCGUCGCUGCCGGCUGGCUCUCUGACCGCCUCAAGAUGCGUGGCGUCAUCAUCAUCUUUGGCGGUGCUGUCUCGGCCGUUGGCUACAUUCUCCUCCUUGCCCACGUCAACACCAGCGUCGACUACUUUGCCCUCUUCCUCGCCUCGUCCGGUAUCUACCCCCUGAUCCCCGUCAUCACUGCCUGGGGCUCGAACAACGCCGGUGGCUCGCUCAAGAAGGGUGUCGCUACUGCCAUCAUCGUCUCGCUCGGUAACUGCGGUGGUAUCGUGUCUUCGUUCAUCUACCCCAAGGAGCACAAGCCCCGCUACAUCGUCGGACACGCUGUCUGCCUCGGCUACUGCAUCCUUACCAUGAUCACCGCCGGCAUCAUGUGGUGGUACGGUGUCUGGGCCAACAAGAAGAAGGUCGAGCGCAACGAGGCCCGCGGCCGCCCCUGGACCGCUGAGGAGAAGAAGGCCCUCGAGGACGAUGGCGACAACGUCGACUGGUUCUUCUACACCAUCUAA
Molecule: messenger RNA, 1506 nt
Organism: Cutaneotrichosporon cavernicola
Lineage: Eukaryota; Fungi; Basidiomycota; Tremellomycetes; Trichosporonales; Trichosporonaceae
Exons: 3
Coding region: 1-1506 (501 amino acids)
Biological process (GO): transmembrane transport
Cellular component (GO): membrane
Molecular function (GO): transmembrane transporter activity
Source: RefSeq, a predicted model, not a curated record